GAUCACGUGUGCAUGGUGCGUAUUCCAAACAGUGAUUCUCAUUUCAGCUCGAACUUUGUAAUCUUUUUAGAAAAGGUGGUCUUUUAAGCUAACAAUCGUGUGUUUGUGUUGAUUUUUUCGCUCACCUGCUGAUGUCUGUAUAACCCCAGACAACCGUCGGGACUGACGCAGCUAAUUCUUAGCGGCAUUAUUUCUGUUUUGGCAAAAACCUGCACGUGCUCCUUCAUUUUCGUGAGAACCAAAUGUUGAGCCCGAAGCAACUCACCCUGGUUCUGGUGGUCCAGCCGGGAAAAGUUCUGCUGGGAAUGAAGAAGAGGGGGUUCGGAGUGGGCAAAUGGAACGGUUUCGGUGGGAAAGUUCAGCCAGGAGAAACGAUAGAGGAUGCUGCUAGGAGGGAACUGCAGGAAGAGAGUGGCCUCACGGUGGACGUCCUGCACAAAAUAGGAAAUAUCAAGUUUGAAUUUGUCGGCGAAACGCAGCUGCUUGAUGUCCACGUUUUCAGAGCCGACUCGUUCAACGGAGAACCCAGCGAAUCAGAUGAAAUGAGGCCUCAGUGGUUUGAAUGGGACAAAAUUCCUUUCAAUCAGAUGUGGGCCGAUGAUAAACUUUGGUUCCCCCUGAUGCUCCAGAAGAAGAAGUUUGUCGGAUACUUCAGGUUCGAGGGUCACGAUGUGAUUCUCAGCCACACGCUGGAGGAGGUGCAGGAGCUCUGAGAUCAACGUUUGGGACCUAGCAACCAUCAGAAAUGUCUACAAGUUUUACGGAAUGUGAACAUUUUCAUUGGGGUUCAUGCAAAAUGAAAAUACAACUCUUACUUGUCUUUUCAUGACUAAAGCACAAAACUGGAAUGGCUAUUUUCUUUUUGUUCUUGAGAAAAAAUGAAAAAACAAAAGUGCAUUUUGGCCUUUUAUGUUGGAUUAACUGGUUCAAACAAUAAUGCAGUAAAAUAAGGAGUUUUUCAACAAGAAAAUGAAAAAUAUUUACACUUAAAUCUUGUUUAGAGUUUGAAAAGUCAAGCUUGAUGUUUCAUAUUGUCUGUACAGCUUUUAUUCCCCUAAAAAAUUAGUAAAAACUGCAAAACUUUAUCAGUUCAAUGAUUUUCAGUAAAAUGUUUCAUCUAAAAUCUGUUACUGACAGAGGUUUUGCACAAGUCUUAAAGUUCUCUUUAAAUUGUUUUAAG
Molecule: messenger RNA, 1180 nt
Organism: Oryzias latipes (Japanese medaka)
Lineage: Eukaryota; Metazoa; Chordata; Actinopteri; Beloniformes; Adrianichthyidae
Gene: nudt1
Product: nudix (nucleoside diphosphate linked moiety X)-type motif 1
Biological process (GO): DNA protection
Cellular component (GO): cytoplasm
Molecular function (GO): 8-oxo-7,8-dihydroguanosine triphosphate pyrophosphatase activity
Source: RefSeq, a predicted model, not a curated record